GGCCGCCCGCGGAGACCUGGCGCGGCUGCAAGGAAUCUGGUGGCGGAAGAGAUUCCGCAUCAACUCACGGGAUGCCAACAAGCAGUAAGAGACGGGCAGUGCCCAUAGCGAAGAUCCGCGUGCUCUGGCUGGAAGAGCCGGCGAAGCCCAGCACCAUCGCAAGCACCCUGGGGACAGGCCGGCUCCACAGCGCUGCCCUUACCGGAGGCCCGCCCCAGUUGGGACAGGAGCCAGCGGAUGCGCCACUCUGCCCUGCUCUGCCAGCCUGCCCCCUGUAGUGACCCUUCUGUGGAGCUCCGCAGGCCUUCGUGCAAGCAGAGACGGCUUGCACCGCCAGAGGCUCCAGGCUGCCAAGGCGCCGUAUCCUUUGCUGUGCUGGGUGGCCGGGCAGGCCUGGCUGGAGGCAGCGACCAGUGCCUGGGCACGGGAGUCCGUUUGUGCAGGACGCCUCUGCAUCUUGCUUGUGCGAACGGCCACGCAGAUGUCGUUCGCUUUCUGGCAGGAAAGAAGUGCAAGCUGAACCCUCGUGGCAUGUAUAAGAAAACACCACUGAUGCUGGCAGUACAGCACCAGCACAAGGACUGCGUGACCGCUCUGCUGGAGCACGGUGCCGACGCCGACCGCAAAGGUGCCGGCGGCAACACUGCCCUUCACAUGGCUGCCCUCAUGCCCAGCAAAGCGAUGGUGGAGCUCUUGCUCGAGCACAAUGCCCAGAUUGAUGCUCGGAAUGACUUAGGAUACACUCCGCUUGCCGUCGCGAUCAUCGAGCGCCGUGAAGAGAUGGUCGAGUUCCUCCUUGAAAAGGGAGCCGACGUGAACGCUCGAGAUAUUCAUCAAAGGACCCCUCUUAAGAUUGCUGGUUAUGCCAGGAAUACAAAUGUAGUGCGGCUUCUGCUUCAGCACGGUGCUGUUCUUUCUCAUCGAGACGAGAACGGCUUCACAGAUAUGGCUUAUCUUGAUGUCUUUACUCCUGGUUUUUCUAAGACACUGCAUGAAUACGUCAGAAGUAAAAGGACGGGAGAAUGCUCUGUAGGAGGUGCAGGAGGUGCAGCUGUACAUGAGAUCUCUUCCUCCGCAACGACUGCUGCCCCUCCCGUGGGAGCACCUGCACAGAGUGGAGCAGGUGUCUUGCCAGAAGCUGGAGCAGAGCAAGAGGAAGACUUUGAUUCCCUGUCUGAUUUUGAGGUACCUUCUCUGAAGACGGAUUCCGAAGGUCCAAUGGAACUACUUGAUGCCGUCCGGCUUCCAGGUGCAAAGCAACAAGGAGCGUGUGCGCACCCUGUUGCAGAGGAGCGCCACAAUGGUGUGUUGCCAGCAGAAGGAGCAGCACAAGAAGAUGACGAUGAGUCCCUUUCUGAUUCUGAGACGGAUUCUGAAGGUCUAACAGAACUUCUGGAUUCCGUGCUGCUUCGAGGUGCAAAACAACAAGGAGCGUGUGCGCAUCCUGUUGCAGAGGAGCGCCACAAUGGUGUGUUGCCAGCAGCAGGAGCAGCACAAGAAGAAGAAGAUUUUGACUUCUCUUCUUUGGAUGAGGAUUUUGCACUGGAGAGAGAAGAGCUUCCGCUCAAGAAGGAGGCUUCAACACAAACCGAUGGUGAAGGCGACACUCAGGAAUGGGUCAGGUGGCUGCAGCAGGAGCUUGCCAGCGCUCUCAGAAAGUGCUCCCUGGCAGAAGCUUCACUUGAAGCUGAGAAGCGCCACAGCAGGGACCUGCAGGAACAGAAACUGCAGCUGCAGAAGGAACUGGACAGUUCUAAAGCUCAGCUGCAGGAACUGAAAGAGCGGCUUAUCCGGAACGAGUGUUAUGCCGAGUCCCUGGAGAGUGACAUAAAGAAUAAGGAGAGGGAGCUAACAGCUUCCAAGAACCUGCAGGGACUUCUGGUCACCUCUUCUGGAACUGCGGCUGUCCCAGAGCUGGAAGAACGCGUGCAGCAGCUCCAAGUUCGAAGGGCCAGGCUGGCAGCCACAGUCCAGCAACAAGCCAAGACUAUAGAAGCCCUUCAGCAAGACCUGCAAGCCUCUGCCUCACCACUGCUGAGCCUCCAGCGCCAUUAGCACUGAGGAGAUGCCAGAGCAGAGGAAGUGCCGGUGCCCGAAAGCUGAGUGGUGACAAGAGAGAGGAAUGAAGCCUGCAAACCCUGCCAUUCCAUCUUGUGCAGCCAUUGCCCUGCAUCUAGUUCCAGCUGUACUGUUGCAGCGUGCUGUUUAAUAAACUGUGUCGUC
Columba livia (rock pigeon) is the source of this 2223-nucleotide messenger RNA. RefSeq names its product POTE ankyrin domain family member B-like. NCBI's taxonomy places the organism in Eukaryota, Metazoa, Chordata, Aves, Columbiformes, Columbidae. Gene Ontology annotation, molecular function: protein binding. The transcript has 16 exons. The coding region runs from base 238 to 2055 and encodes 605 amino acids. The record is from RefSeq and is a predicted model, not a curated record.